AUGGCUUCAAAUUCUCAACAGAAUUAUAUUCGCUCACAACGAAUUCCAGUUUCAUCUGCAAUUCCCUCUGCAAAGCUCACGCUUUCUUCACUUCCACGUCGACCUGUACCUGUACCUAUACCAGCUGGUUCUUUGGUUCGACUGGAACAUCUUUAUGCAAAUCACUUCACCUGCCAAUUUGCUAAAAAUCUUCCUCUAUAUCAAUAUGAUGUAGCUAUCGAAGAAAUGGGGUUUAAGUCAAAAGAAUGGUAUGAAGUUAAAGGUCGCUCUCGAUGUGCACUGAUUAUGCAAUCAAUGAUAUCAACUGGUAUAUUUCCUCCAGAAGUUAUUGUAUGGUAUGAUGAACAAAAAUGUUUAUACAGCACAUCAAUUAUACAAACACCAAAAUUAUUUACAAGUGCAGAUGGACAAAGUCGACUUAAUAUUAAAUCAUUAGGUAAUCAAUGGUCAACAAAUGAUAUUUAUGGUUAUAUUAAUAAUCAAGCACAUGAAUAUCCAUAUGAUGCCGUACGAAUAUUGGAAACACUCUUGAAAAAAUCACUUCAAAAUCAAAUUCAAGUCGUUAACAAUACGUGUUAUUUUGUUAAUCAAAAGGCUAAAACAUUAACUGGUGGAUUUGUAGAACGACUUGGUUUUGUACAAGCCCUUAAUCUUGCAUCAGGUCGUAUAACAUUAAAUGUUCAAACAAAAUUAACAACAUUUUAUCCUGAAAUGCCACUGCUUGAUUUUAUUCAUAUGCAGAUUGGAGGAAAUCGUAUACCAAAUGAAAAUGAAUGUAAAAAAUUAAAUCGAAUACUAAAAAAUUGUCUUGUUGUUACACAACAAUCAAAUUGGAAACAAACUUAUGAAAUUGAUCAAUUUAUUAAUAAACGACCUGGUGAUAUUAAAAUUGAAUCAGGUCAAACAUUAAUUCAAUAUUAUCACGAUGCAAAAAGUAUUACAUUAACAAUGACAAAUUACCCAUGUAUUCAAGUUUAUCUACCUAAUGAAUAUCACAAGCCUUGUCAUUUACCUGUAGAAAUUUGUCGAAUUAAAGCAUGGCAAGUUUAUGAUAAAUUGUUGUCUAAAGUACAAGAAGGACAAGGACCUCGGAAAUAUAUUCCCAAGCCAAACGAACGUUACGAUGCUAUUAUGAAUGUAAUUCGUCAAUGUGAUUAUAAUUUAACUUCGAAUCGUCUUUGUCGUGAAGUUGAAUUUCAAAUUGAUGAUAAAGAAAUGUUACAAGUUAAUGCACGGUUAUUAAGUCAACCACAAAUUCAAACAGGUCCAAAUAGUACGGCCAAUAUUCGAAUUGGUCGUAUUCCUUUAGAUGGGCAUUUAUUUACACCAAAACCAAUUUCGAAAUUGGCUAUUACCUAUUUUGGUACAAAUUCUAAACAAGAUAAUGGUACAAUGGAUACUUUUAUUCAAACUUUAUUAAAUGUGAUGAAAACUUAUCACGUCAAUGUCAGACAUCAGAAAUACGUUGUUGAACCUAAUAUUGAUCAAAUCAAAGCGUAUUUCCGCGCAAUGAGCGAAAAAGGCUGUGAAUUUGUUGUAUGUGUUAUGAGUGCAAGAAACGAUGAUGAUCUUAAACAACUUAAAGCUUAUAUUAAAGAUUGCGGAACAAUUGAAUAUGGUAUUAUGACACAAUGUGCCGUUUUUUCCAAAAUAGCUGCUAAUCGUUCACUGACAACUUAUUGCGAAAAUUUACUUCGAAAAAUAAAUUUUAAAAAUUCCGGUAUUAAUACAAAAGUGAAUUUAAAUGAAGCAUUGAAAUGUAAAAAAUCUCUAAAUGAUUCAUAUAUGUUUUUUGGUGCGGAUGUUAUUCAUCCAACAAAUGUAACUCGUCAACAUCCAUCCAUAGCAGCUGUUGUCGGUUCUGGUGAUCCAUUAUGCUCCACAACAGCUGUCCGUGUUUGUCGACAAUAUCCGAAAGUCGGCAAAUGUUCAAUUGAAACAAUACUUGGAUUAAAAGAUAUGGUUGAACAAUUAUUAUAUUAUAACCAACAAGCAAAUAAAAUUUUACCGAAUAAAAUUGUCUUUUAUCGAGAUGGAGUUGAUGAUGGUCAAUUCGGAAAAUUGAUUGCACAUGAAAUUCCUGCAAUUCGUCAAGCUUUUGAUGUUAUUUAUGGUACUGAUCGAUCCAAUCAUCCACAAUUAACUUUUCUUGUAGUUAAAAAACAUCAUAAUACACGAUAUUUUCAUUAUAAUGAUAAAACUCAAGAAACAAAAAACAUAUCAAUUGGUGCUGUUGUUGAUACAACAAUUGUUCAUCCGUAUCAGAAUAAUUUUUAUUUAAAUUCGCAUAAUGCAUUUCAAGGUGUGAAUCAUCCAUCACUUUAUCAUGUUAUUUUGGAUGAAAUUGGUUUUACUGCUGAUGAAUUACAAUUAUUAACAUAUCAUCUAUGUUUUACAGAUCCAAGAUCAUCAGCUUCUGAAGCUAUUCCAUCAGUUGUACAUCAAGCAGAUAUAGCAGCACUUAAAGCUCGAGAUUUAUUUUAUGAUGAUGGAAGUUCAUCAGCAACAAGCAUAGGUGGCCGUAGUCAACCAUUACAAAAUCCAACUUUAGAUGAUGUUGAUUAUGAGAUUCUUGAUGUACAUGAAAAUCUUAAAAAUCGACCAAUAUUUAGUUAA
Messenger RNA from Adineta steineri, 2616 nucleotides. Lineage: Eukaryota; Metazoa; Rotifera; Eurotatoria; Adinetida; Adinetidae. The record is from the annotation of a GenBank genome assembly.